AUAAAAGCUAAUAUAAACAGCAGAUCCAAGAAGAACCUUAUAACUUGCAAGUUUUAAGCAAACCCCCAAUCAAGAGACAAAGGGGCUCAUCAAUGUCUAAACCAAGGUUGGAGGAUAAGGUGGCACUUAUAACUGGUGCAGCCAGUGGCAUCGGCGAGGAAGCUGUCAGAUUAUUCACUGAGAAUGGAGCUUUGGUUGUUGUCGCCGACGUUCAAGAUGAAUUGGGACAUCAAGUGGUUGCAUCUAUAGGCUCAGACAAAGCUACUUACCAUCACUGCGAUGUAAGAGAUGAGAAACAAGUUGAAGAAACAGUGAAAUUCACACUAGAGAAACAUGGAAGAUUGGAUAUCAUGUUCAGCAAUGCUGGAAUCAUAGGCCCAUUGACUGGGAUACUAGACCUCGACAUUGAAGGCCUUGACAACACUAUGGCUACAAAUGUUCGUGGCGUUGCUUCGACAAUUAAACACGCAGCUCGUGCAAUGGUGGCUAAAGAAAUACGCGGAUCGAUUAUAUGCACUACUAGUGUUGCAGCUUGUCUUGGAGGAACAGGGCCACAUGCCUAUACCGCAUCCAAACACGCCCUAGUAGGGCUGGUUCGAUCAGCUUGCAGAGAGCUUGGGCAUCAUGGAAUUAGAGUCAAUUGUGUUUCUCCGUUUGGCGUUGCCACGCCUCUUUCAUGCAAGGCCUACAAUCUGGAACCGAGUGAGGUUGAAGCUAAUAGUUGUGUCUUGGCUAACUUGAAGGGGAUUGUGUUGAAGGCUAGGCAUAUUGCUGAGGCUGCUCUGUUUCUAGCUUCAGACGAAUCAGCUUAUAUCAGCGGUCAUAACUUGGUGGUUGAUGGUGGUUUCACGGUGGUGAACCAGAGUUUCUCGGCAUGACAUCAAUCGAAAUUUUCUAGAAUUUACUUUCUGCUUCUAGUUAAAAUUUAAUUGAAAAUUUUCAUUUUCAUUUUUCCAAGUCAAACCAUGUUACCGGCACUCCCCAUGUGCCUUCUCCUUGUAAUCUGCAUUUUUAUCUCUUCGUUUUUUCUUUGUUCUACACCAGAAGUUCAUUAAUCUUUGUCUUAUGGAAACAUUUAUUUAUGGUUUUCACAGAA
Molecule: messenger RNA, 1096 nt
Organism: Camellia sinensis
Lineage: Eukaryota; Viridiplantae; Streptophyta; Magnoliopsida; Ericales; Theaceae
Product: short-chain dehydrogenase reductase 3b
Source: RefSeq, a predicted model, not a curated record